This is a messenger RNA of Ophidiomyces ophidiicola, 2958 nucleotides long. RefSeq lists its product as uncharacterized. The transcript has 4 exons. Lineage: Eukaryota; Fungi; Ascomycota; Eurotiomycetes; Onygenales; Onygenaceae. Bases 1 to 2958 code for a protein of 985 amino acids. The record is from RefSeq and is a predicted model, not a curated record.
AUGAAGGGCCGGCGGAACAUUCUGUUGGCAAAAAUCACACUUCUCCAUACAAAGGGUGAAGACAAGAAACCAAGGGUCAAAACAUUCACCAUCGGCCACCACCCAGACCCUGUAUUCGACCUGCUGGGCCAAUUGUUGGCACUAGCCGUCGCAGAUGGCGUCUUUGCGGCAAGCAUCCAAGAUGUGAAAGUUAUCUAUGACUACCCCAUCCCGUCCUACCUUUUGGGCGAGCCUUUGAAGUACAAACCAAAGAAUCUUGAUCAACCUGUGAUCCGCCAACCUCUGGAUGGCUCCAGUGGUAGGAGAACAUCGGAGACUGUUCCGAUGACGUAUCAGACAUUCUACAACUACAUCACGGAUCUCGGGAAGGCGAUGUGCUUGAAGCACCGCCUGACCUGGUACCUGAUGGAGCAGGCAAGACGGGAGCAUUUUUGGAACGCACCUACCGAGAGGCUCAAUGCCUUUCUGGGUGGCUCCGACGAGGGUGAUAAGCGUCGCCGGCCCCUACCCAUGGCUCCCCCGCCGCCCCCGAACCUGCUGAUCGAGAAACGCAGAGGAUUCGUGGAACUUAUCCAUCGGCGUACCUCGGACCUAAGUGACAAUGAGAUCUACAAACGGCGAUGCCUCAGCAUGAGCCUCUGGGUGGAAAUGCAGGGCCGGAAGAAGGCUCAACAAGUCGGCAAGCUGAGAAAACAACACUUGACGCACACCAAUCCUCCCCACGUCAGCGUGGAAAUUAGAACAAAACAACGGACCAUGCAGCUACCGGCAUCGGCCUCUUUUGUGGUUGUGGUUCCAAUGAGACGAGAGCUUCAGGAACUGCAAUGCCUGUUCUGCAAUGCUGACUCUGGGAUGGACAGCCAAGCUCAAUGCAAGGUUUGGGACCGGGUCAAUAAGCUGUGGGAUCAUGUUGAGAAGCAUGUGCACAAGGAGGAAUUAUCAGCCAAGACCUACACUCGACCCAGCAAAACCUACUCAACCCGGCAAAGUCUCUAUGAAGAGAGAGAGCAGAAACAGCCGACCACUAUCUUUGAGUUCCUUGACGGCUGUCACACUCAUUUAUUCCGGGGACUUACUGUUCGUAAUGCCAAGUAUUCAACAAAGGGUGACUUAUCAAACCCGGAUGGCAAACUUCGCCGCGAGAGAAUUCGACAGUGGCCCCAUUUUGCUAUUGAACAAGGGCGCAUUUGGAAAGAUCUCACUGGAGUGGAUUUUGUCCUAGAGCGCCACUUCAAAUCGCUGCAUGGGCUGGCGGAAUCUGGAGCAGAAUUACAGACCGAGAAGACAGGGUCUGAAUUGGAUCUUCGACAGUUUCAGCAUGAGACUCUCACUCGCCCCGUUCGUUCGGUGGUCACAAAACUGCAUUGGAAUAUGCAAAUACGCCAGCACUUCCGCCUCUUGGGCGGCAUCACCUUUGAGAACCACGGAAACACCCUGAGUGAAGAAUCCACGGAAACCAGGUCAGCUGAAGGACUGCGUCCCACAAAGCUUCGAAAAACCGGCCGAGUCAAUGCCACGCCCGUUACAACACCACGGUCAUCCCGCCCCCUGGCCGAUGAGUUCUGCGUAUAUAACAAGGGAGCCGGUGAAAAUAUCCCCGCAUACAUCGUGGAACUGAAAGCACCGCAUAAGUUGCCGCUGUCGGCAAUCCGUUCCACACUGCAUGACAUGGAUCUUGAAGAGGUGCUCCUGCAUACGCCCGACGAGCCGGAGGAAGUUGCAGGUCGUCGUGAGAUGGCUGCGGUGAUCACCCAGGCAUUCUCCUACAUGAUCAAAUCUGGAGUCGGAUACGGAUAUGUGGGUACUGGAGAGGCUUUCAUCUUUCUUCACGUGGGCAAAGACCCAACGACAGUAUUUUACUACCUCUCCACCCCGGGUGGGGAUGUGGGCGAAAGCACGGGAUAUACCGGCCGAACUGAUUCUCCCAACAGGCUACAUCUGACGGCCGUCGGCCAGGUGCUUGCCUUCACCCUCCGGGCCAUGCAGGCAGAGCCCUAUUGCCAAAUGUGGCGAAUGGAGGUAGAGGCCCGGCUGAAGCCGUGGAGGCUCGUAUACCGGGAUAAUGCCGUCGUCUCUUCACCGCUAACGGCGACCACACAGGAAUACACACCAGAACAUCAAAACCGAGUCGACUACGCCAGCCGUUCACCCGUUGUGACAAGGCCAAAAAAGUCCCUACGCCUGCGAUCAUCACCGUGCAAUCCCACCUCGGUGUCACCGCGAAGCCCAGUGAAUAGCAGCGAUGAAGACCCAACAGACCUGACGAGCUCCCCAAGCAAAGCACCGCGUCGUCCACCCAAUGUUAUGGUUGUGGUGCCAUCUCGCCGCAGUGACCAGCCUUCAUCCCAGAAGUACUCCGAAAACCAAAGUCGGUCCCGGCCGUACUGUACCCACAGGUGUCUUCUAGGGCUGUCUAAAGGAGGGCCACUGGAUGAGGCAUGCCCGAACGUUGCCGACCACGGAACCGGCCAGCAUCAGAUCAACCGGUCUAGGUUUUCAGCUCUCCUCCACGACCAGCUGCUGAAGAAGGCCAAGUGCAACCACGAUUCUUCCGAGUCCGAUGGGUGCGAAUCGCUUCAUAUUCACGGCUCCCGAGGGGCGUUGUUCGAAGUUGUGCUCAGGCCCUAUGGAUACAAGCUGGUGGUAAAGGGUUCCCACCCGAGUUCUCCAGGUAUUUAUCGCAUGAAAAAGCUGUAUAUAAGCGCCUUCUCCCCAUCCAAGGUCGUCACGUCCCCGUAUGUCUCGAGAUCCUGGAUCUCUCCGAGCGGCCUCUCUUCUAUGAUGGAAUUGCUAGGAUCCCAAGACUCUUACUGUUUAGCCAUGCCGGGGUUCCUCUUCCGCGCGCCCAUGCUGACAGCCAAACUAUCAACGACACGGCGACAUGGUCACUUAAAGCGAUUCACCAGCUUGGCGUGUACCACAGCGAUGCGUUUGUCCACAAUAUGUUCUGGAGUAUAG